Molecule: messenger RNA, 2252 nt
Organism: Spodoptera litura
Lineage: Eukaryota; Metazoa; Arthropoda; Insecta; Lepidoptera; Noctuidae
Source: RefSeq, a predicted model, not a curated record
AUGUUUAACAUGAUGUGUAUUAUUUUAUUAUUUUUAAGUUAAUGAGCGAUUAUUAUUACAUAAAAUGAUAUCACAUGUUCAACUGCUAGUUUGUCGGAACAUAAAACAAUAUAUCAUAUUUUGUAUCAAUCAGAUUCUUAUAUUACCUAUCGUUUUUCUUUCUACUUUUAGCUCUAAAAGCCUUGUAACGAGAUUGGUUCACUUUUAUGAAAAUUAUAUUAAACAAUAUGGUUUAUCGCGUGGUCUAUUGUAUGAAAUCGCUACUAGAGAGGCGUUAGGAAGAUCUAAGGCCUGUCACUCAAUAAAGUAUUUGAUUAUUUAGCGUUAUCUGAUAACCACAAAAUUAUAGCCUCAUUCAUUUUCAGAAUAAAAUCCUCUGCACAGCCUUGUCACAACCUCAUUCUUUUUAGAUUUUCAAUAACACCUUAAACUCAAGUGUCAGAAGCAAUGAUAUCAAAGAAAAAGAAAUAAAACCUCAGUUCACGUCUUUGUUUCAAGUUGUUGUUUGAUAAAUAUUUAAAUAAUUAUUUGUAGGAAUUAUUUAUUAGCAAUAAUGUUAAGAAAUGUUCCGUGUAUCCAUGGGGGCAAAGGAAAUGCGGGAUUAUUUUAUGAGAGGAGUCCAAAUAUAGCUGCUGCUGGUAAACCCACAGCUCAACACAAUGAAUCCGUUGCCAAACACCUUCAAUGUUACUUAUUGAAAGACGAAGUCGACGCCCUCAUUGGUGAUGCGAUUAUUCCCAUAACAGAUAUCAAACUAAAACCUCCAAAGCAUAAGGACAUGCGUCAUGCAGGUGCCAAUUCUGCCGGUUCGGAACUUAUUAACCCACCUAGCACUAGUAAAUACCAAGACCUUGUAGAAGACUUAAAAUGUACAGUAUAUAGAUCUUAUUGGAAGUCACGUGUUGGAGCGGUUGCUGAUCAAACUCCUAUGCUACCUAAAGGAUGCAAAAUUCUAACUACUACUAUGGGGAAGAAAACAAAGGUCGAGGAAAGUUUAUACGAUGUUAUAUUGCCAAAAGUUCCCUUACCUGACCUACCAGAUUCCAAACAACCAAGUUAUCGAACGACUCGCAAUUAUUGCUCGCCGGCCUUUGAUCCUAACUCUUGUUUUGGUAAAAAAAGUAAUGUUGGCAAUUUAGGUAGACAUACAAAAUGCUGUUUGACUGACGAAAGAGUCAUACUAGGAAACUCUUCCUGUUCUCAUAUAAAUUCCGUACUAGCCGACUUUAAGCACGUGAAAGACGCACACCUUGGUUUGCCUAGUUCGCCAAAUAGGAACAUUGAUAACGUGCCGACAGAUUUUACGUUUGGAAAAUUAAAACCAUCUAGUAGCAUUUCAGAAGUCAUAACAACUUGCCCCCCGAAUCUCGGAAGACUAUUUUAUUUGAAAUGCCUGAAGCACUUAAAUAAUGUACGAAGAUGUUUAGCUAAAAAUUUGGAUUCACAAUUCUUUCACAGUUUUUAUUUACAUUUAAAAUAUCUUGAUGGAACUAAUUCAGGUUGGCUUUCAAAAGAAACAGUUUAUGAGUUUUGUAUGAGAAAAUAUAUUAAGAUCGAACCGUCUCUGAUGGAACCUCUUUUAGAGUCAUGGAACGCAUUUAACGGUACACAAAUAAAGUAUAAAACUUUUGUUCGAGUAAUUAAUCAUACAGAACCACUACCGCAAUUGCCUAAAAUACCAGAUAUUUCUAAGGAAUGCUUGUACUAUUCUACGACGUAUGAGGAGAUGAUGAAACCUGGACAAAAGGCACCCGACAAGAACACUCGGGCUGGUUUACCAGCAGGAAGGUAUUUUGACAGAAGCUUUCCUGUGAUACCACCUCGUUAUUGUAGGGCCCAUACCGUAUUUCUUAGUGAAGAAACAGACGCAAAGGCAUGUUUGUGUCCGAGUAUUUUUUCUGUUCUGGGCGUCAGUCACCGAGAUAUGUACGCCAAACGUUCCGCAGAAGUAGUAAGAAAGGUGUUUGAGGCUGCUGGAGAAUCUUUUACAGAUCAAAGCUUCAAUGAGCUUUGGGAAGAAGCAAAGCUAUUACAUUCCGAGGGAUGGGUCUCUUUUGCAACUUUUAGAAAAGUCUUAGAUAAGAACCAUGUCGACGCAAUGUAUGUAAACCAAUGACAAUUUGAACUUUGAUUUAUUAGUUAGUUAACAUUUUUGGGAUUGUGUUAUAAGUUGUACUCGUAAUUUAUGAAUUUUGUUAAUGUUAAUGUACCUUAGUUUCAAUAAAUGUUAGGAUUUUCAUGAAAAAUUUGAU